This is a messenger RNA of Copidosoma floridanum, 3570 nucleotides long. RefSeq lists its product as uncharacterized. NCBI's taxonomy places the organism in Eukaryota, Metazoa, Arthropoda, Insecta, Hymenoptera, Encyrtidae. The record is from RefSeq and is a predicted model, not a curated record.
AUGGAAGAGAUUUUAAAAUCUCAGCUUAGCGGGUACAAACAUAUCGUGAAUUUUUUUGUAAAUUCAACGGAAAAGGCAGGUGCAGGGGCACAAACUGCAGAUAAUUUCAAUACGCGUCUAGAGUUGCUCGAGAGAUAUUGGUCAAGGUUUGAGGAACGACACGAUGAUUUGCUCAAGUUCGAGAAUCAAUUGAAAGAUAGAGAGUAUUUUCGCGACGAUCUCUAUACUUCGGCCGAAGUUGAGUAUUCGAUCGCGCGUGCUAGAUUACGUGGUAAGCUAGCAGAGCUAAAUCCGCAACCCCCUCAACAGAACCCACCAGCUUCACAGCAUUUUGUACAAAAUUUUAACGCGUCCUCUUCUCGAUUAACACUCCCAAGCAUUUCGUUACCUACGUUCUCCGGCAGCCAAGGAGAAUGGGAGAGCUUUAAACAGCGAUUUUGCUCGCUAAUUAAGGAUAAGAUCGAUAUCCCGCGAGUAGAAAAACUACAACAUUUGCUUAACGCAGUUCAAGGCCAAGCGGCGCAACGUUUAAAGGGUCUUGACGUGAUUGAAACCAAUUUUGAUGUAGCGUGGGACAAGCUAGUACGGCGUUAUGACAAUCCGCGAAUUCGCCUUUUUAAUACUCUCGAGAACUUGAUACAGCUACCGUUAGUCAAAGCUCGCAAUGUUCAGGACUUGAAUGAUAUGAUGGACCAAGUCGAGGAAGCUGUUCGAGCGCUUCGUGAUCUGACUUGCCCCAUUGAGCACUAUGAUAACUGGUUCGUGCAUUGCAUUAUUAGAAAGCUCGAUUUAAACUCUCGAGAGGCGUGGGAGGUUUCGCAGAGUGCAGUUGACGGUUUCUCAAGUUAUGACGUGUUAUUACGUUUUUUAGAGAAGCGUAUUCAAACGUUAGAGCAAGCACGCACUACAACCGAGACCUGUGAACCGCGUGGCAAGAAAGCGAAUAAUUCGGCUUCUCGUUUUUCCAAUCGUGUGACAGCCAAUAAUGCCCAGACUGUUGAGUCAACAGACUCGAAGUCCGGCCCUUCAUGCGAUCUUUGUAGAAACAAUCACUGGCUGCAUCAUUGUAGUCAGUUCAAUGCUAAAACGCCUUCUCAACGUUUAGAGUUCUGCAAAAAGGCUAAACUUUGUCUUAAUUGUUUUAAGAAAGGGCAUUUCGCUGACAAAUGCACCUCAAAGCAUCGGUGUUUUACAUGCCGGGCAGCGCAUCAUACUAAGCUUCAUCCGGCUAAUUUUCAAAUUCAGGAUUCAAGCAAUCGUGGCUUUCCAAAAUCGAAUAAUAAUAAUAAUGCCACACAGGUCACUGGCGCUGCUGCUACUUCUGCUGAUUCGGGCGGUGAAAUCGCGUCACAUAGUGCCUCUGUAGGAGCAACAGUACUUCUGGCAACGGCCCGCGUUAUAGUUGCCAAUUCGGCCGGUAAAUCUCUAGAAGUUCGCGCAUUAAUCGAUCCCUGUGCAGAAAAAUGCUUUAUUUCAAAGCGCACGGUGAAUUUUCUCAAGCUUGAUUCCGAGAAAACUUCGCUUUCGGUGAUCGGUGUCGGAGCAGAGACUUCUUCUAGAUGCUAUUCUAUUGCUCACGGUAUCCUAAGGACGAACAAAAAACAAAAUUUUGCAAUGGGUUUUUCGGCUUUAGUUCUUAAUGAGCUUACUAGGUGCUUGCCAAAGCAAAAGCUCACGCGAGGGAAUUGGCCGCAUCUCGAGGGCCUAGAUCUAGCAGAUCCAGACUAUACUGAUCCUGCAAAAAUCGAUGUAAUUUUAGGGGCUGAUGUUUAUCCAGCUUUAAUUAUGGAAGGUUUGGUCAGGGGUCUAGCAGGUACUCCACUGGCUCAGCAAUCGGUAUUCGGUUGGUUGCUAACUGGAGCUAUCGAUUCUGGUAAUCCGCAAAGCUCGUCGAUUCGCGCGUUUCACACGCACACGGAACCUUCGCUAUCUCAACUUGUCUCAAGAUUUUGGGAGAUAGAAGAAGUUCCUCGUAAGUCCUUGUUGACCGCUGACGAAGAAAAGUGUGAGGAGCUUUUCGCAAAUUCGUAUUCUCGCAAUGAAAACGGUCGUUUUGUAGUUCGUCUACCUUUCGCUAAGAGACCCAAUUUUCUUGGCUCUCGUGAUAUUGCUGCAGCGUGUCUGGCUCGCUCUGAGCGGCGACUGCAGCACAAUUCUCAACUUGCUGAGCGCUACAAGGCUUUCAUGUGCGAGUAUAUUGAGCUGCAGCACAUGGAGUCUGUUCCGGUAUCGCAAAUCAACAGGCCCAGUUUUUAUAUGCCUCAUCAUGCAGUAGUAAAGCCCGACAAUAUAGAAAAAAUCCGCGUAGUCUUCAACGCGUCGCAAAAAUCUCGCAAUGGGAUCGCCCUUAAUGAUUUGCUCUUGCCUGGCCCAAAGUUGCAGACCGAUAUCGCAAUAGUCUUAACACUUUGGAGGCAAUUUAGAUAUGUGUUUACUACUGACGUUAUCCAGAUGUUUAGGCAAAUACUGGUACAUCCCAAAGAUGCGGAUUGGCAGCGAAUUCUCUGGCGAAAGGAUAGCAAUCAGCCGUCGAAGGACUACAGAUGUACCACGGUGACGUACGGCACUGCGUCUGCUCCAUUUUUAGCUCUUCGCGUGAUGAAGCAGCUGGCCAUCGAUGGAGCUGCCGACUAUCCAGAUGCCGCUGCAAUCCUGCAACAUACGCUCUAUGUUGAUGAUCUCUUCGCCGGAGCAGACACGGUUGAAGAGGCGCUGCGACGACGUGACCAGCUGAUUGCUCUGUUAGGGACUGCUGGUAUGGCCCUUAGCAAAUGGGCAGCGAAUGUACCACAGCUGCUAUCAGGUUUGAUUUCAACGUCUACGGGUGUGGUGAAUGUAAAAGCAGACGAGGUAAUAUCUACUCUUGGCCUUAAGUGGCUCCCCCAAGAAGAUAAAUUCAUGUUUUCGGUCACCGAAACGCACUCACCAUGCGAAGUAACAAAACGCUUAAUCUUGUCUGAUAUUGCUCGUUUGUUCGACCCUCUAGGAUGGCUAGCACCAAUGAUUGUCGUUGCCAAAAUCAUUAUGCAAGAUUUGUGGAUCGAUAAGGUGGACUGGGACGCGCCUACAACGCAGUCUCUGCAAGCUCGAUGGUUGCAAUUCCGAGCCAAUCUUUCAGACGUACCAAGGAUCCGAAUUCCAAGGUGGAUAAACAUAAAGGAGAAUGACGACUGGCAGCUGCACGGAUUCGCCGAUGCCUCGCAAAGGGCUUAUGCUGCAGCAGUUUACUUAGUGGUGCCUGGGUCUACGCCUAUGCUGCUUGUAGCGAAAACCAAGGUCGCGCCUACGAAGGUGCAGUCGCUGCCAAGGCUGGAGCUCUGUGCUGCUACACUGCUAUCUCGACUGACGUCGUAUCUCCUCAAUUCGUUGCAUCGUCCACCGACAGCGAUCCACUGCUGGUCAGACUCACGAGUUGUACUGGAGUGGUUGAAGGAUCAUCCGUCCAGAGACAUGGCACAGUUCAAUCAAGCCAGCAACUAUGUGUUGGCACACUGGCGUACAACUAACGACAGCAUAGUGCCUCUAAAGAGCGCAAUUCAUACAGUCGCACCUGGCGGCGGUCAUGGCUGA